Monomorium pharaonis (pharaoh ant) is the source of this 2637-nucleotide messenger RNA. RefSeq names its product fatty acyl-CoA reductase 1. The transcript has 9 exons. Gene Ontology annotation, biological process: long-chain fatty-acyl-CoA metabolic process. Lineage: Eukaryota; Metazoa; Arthropoda; Insecta; Hymenoptera; Formicidae. Bases 547 to 2061 code for a protein of 504 amino acids. Gene Ontology annotation, cellular component: peroxisome. Gene Ontology annotation, molecular function: alcohol-forming very long-chain fatty acyl-CoA reductase (NADP+) activity. The record is from RefSeq and is a predicted model, not a curated record.
GAACGGAUCAUAAUCAUAAUUCGAUUGUCAAAAAUUCCCUAUAAAUAUUUUUUGACAGAUAUUUCCACAGAAAAUCUAUGUAGAUAUUUUGAAGAUAAAAGAAUUCGAUGCAAUAAAAAAAGAACGUUGCAUACACGUAAAGAAUUGAUAGAAAAACCUGCAUCAUUCAUGUAAAUUAUGUGAAUUCUAAAUGGAUAUAUGUCACGUAAUUGUUUUAUUAGGGAAGUCAUAUGUGUAAAUUAAUACAUAUGAAUAUGGAAAAACUUGCUCCUUGAACCUUCAAUAUCAUUAUUAUAGAUACUUUUUAUGCCAUUUCCUGUUUAAUCGAUGUUCAAGUUUAGGGUCUAGUUAUUCAUGUUCUCGCCUGUGUUGAAGACGAAAUACUGUGACUUUUACGUUUUAUACUUUUGGAUAAAAACUAAAAUCUAUUUAAAUUUAUUGGUUUUACACUUUUGAAUUAUAUUUGUAUCUUGUUAUACAUAUUAAUAUUUUAUAGUGUAUUAAUUUUAAUUUAUUAAAUUUAUUUAAACACACAUACACAAACACAUGGAAAGAAAUACUGAAGAUGUGUAUAUUCCGGCUUUUUAUGCCAGCCGCUCUAUAUUAAUAACCGGAGGCACUGGUUUCAUAGGAAAAGCACUCAUUGAAAAGCUGCUGCGAUCAUGUCCUGAUGUGGCAGAAAUAUUUGUGCUAAUACGACCAAAAAAAGGAUUAAACAUCAACGAUAGACUUAAGAAAACGUUAAGUAACAAGCUCUUUGAUGUACUCCGAAGCAAGCAACCAUCUUGUUUUGAUAAAAUUAUUCCUAUAACUGGAAAUGUAGCUGCUGAAAACUUAGGGUUGAUACCCUCCGAACAAAGAAUGUUAAUUGAAAGGGUAUCUAUUAUAUUCCACAUUGCAGCUAGUGUCAGAUUUGACGAAGGACUCAAAGAAGCAAUUUUCAAUAACACUAGAUCAACGAGAAAUAUUUGCAUUUUAGCUCAAAAUAUGAAGAAUUUAGUAGUUCUUUUGCACGUAUCGUCAACAUACACACAAAUUGACAAACCUAUAGUACAGGAAAUUCUAUAUCCCAUGGAAUAUGAUUGGCAGAAAAUGAUUAAAAUUGCUGAGACCAUUGACGAUUAUUCUUUAAAAACAUUAACGGCAAAAUGUUUAGAAACGAUGCCAAAUACCUAUAUCUUUAGCAAAAGAUUAGCCGAGCAAGUAAUAAGUGAUUAUUCCAAAUCACUGUCUUGCAUAAUCUUUAGGCCUUCAAUAGUAAUAUCGAGUUCGCAAGAACCUGUAGAGGGCUGGAUUGAUAAUUUUAAUGGACCUGUUGGCAUGUUGAUUGGCGGGGCCAAAGGAAUAUUACGUGUCGUGUUAGCUGACAAAAAUAUUGUGGCAGAUUUUAUGCCAGUUGACGCAGCUGUCAAAGCACUUUUAAUUGCAGCAUGGAAACGUGGUAUCAGAACUGAGGACAAAAUGAUUGAUGUCUAUAAUUGCUCAUCAAAUAAAAUAAAAGCAAUAGACGUAGGCAAUAUCGUUCGUUUAGGUUUUAACAUAACAAAGAAUUUUCCAUUUGAAAACAUAAUUUGGAAGCCUUCAACCACAAUAACAAAAAGUUAUUCGAUUUAUUAUACAUUGGUGAUGUUAUUGCAUAUUUUUCCGGCAUUAUUUUUAGAUGCAAUUAUGAAGCUGUUCGGUGUACGUCCAAUAUUGCUCAAUUUGCAAAGAAAAAUUUAUGUGACCAACAGCGCGUUAUCGUACUUCUUGCUAAAUGAAUGGACAUUUUAUAAUGAAAAACUUUUAAGUAUUCUGGAUAAUCUAAGUGCCGAUAAUAAAAAGGAGUUCGAAUAUCCAUACAAAAUUAUCGAUGUUUAUGAUUACUUUAAAAGUGGAGUAAUUGGGUCAAAGUGUUACCUUUUAAAUGAAAAGAUAGAUCAACCAGCACUAGAAGCAGCCAAACGACAUUCCAAAAGAAUGGAACUUGCUGAUACUAUUGUUAAGACACUAUUCGUUGUGAUGGUACUAUGCAUCCUUUAUUAUAAGAACAUAUUUUCUUAUAUUAUAAACAUUUUUUAAUAUCUGAUAAAAAAUACAAUUAUUCUGUAAAAUGUGCUAUAUAUAUAUAUAUAAAAGGUUUAAAUCUAAUUCAUUAUUUUAAUAUAAUAUUGUCAAAACCAUGCUAUUAAUUAAAAAAUAUUCUACAAAAAGUAGAAUUUCCAAAAUAGUAAGUAUUUUAUAAAAGUUUAAAUAUUAUAUAUGGUUUCCAAUGUUGAUCAAGCACUUGUUCUAGAUUAUUUAUGAUUAAAUAAUUAUUAUAUUUUUUAUAGAGUACCAUAUAAUAUAAUAUUUUUUAGCAUUUUAAUUUUAUCAAUUAAUAAUUAUUAUUUCUUUAAAAGCAAAAAUAUAUAUGCACAUUUUAUUGAUAUCAUGAGAUAAUAAAACAUAAGAUAUCAAGUCAGUAAUGUUUUUUGUUAAUUUAAAGUAUGUAAAGAUUAGUAGAUGUAAAGAUUACUUACAUCUAUAAAAUAAAUUAAAAAUGUAAUGAAUAAUAUUCAUAGGAAAAUUCAACAUUAUGCUUAAGUAUAAAUAUGUUUAAUAAUUAUGUUAUGAUAACAUUUUAAUCAUGUAGUAUAUAAACUACAACAUAUAUUA